Dama dama (fallow deer) is the source of this 2104-nucleotide messenger RNA. Its product is annotated as splicing factor 45-like. Gene Ontology annotation, biological process: mRNA cis splicing, via spliceosome; alternative mRNA splicing, via spliceosome. The record is from RefSeq and is a predicted model, not a curated record. The coding region runs from base 1 to 1206 and encodes 401 amino acids. Lineage: Eukaryota; Metazoa; Chordata; Mammalia; Artiodactyla; Cervidae. Gene Ontology annotation, cellular component: precatalytic spliceosome. Gene Ontology annotation, molecular function: RNA binding. The transcript has a single exon.
AUGUCCCUGUACGAUGACCUGGGAGUGGAGACCAGCGACUCAAAAACAGAAGGCUGGUCCAAAAACUUCAAACUCCUGCAGUCUCAGCUCCAGGUGAAGAAGGCAGCUCUCAAUCAGGCCAAGAGCCAGAGGACAAAACAAAGUACAGUCCUUGCUCCAGUAAUCAACCUAAAGCGAGGCGGCUCUUCAGAUGAGCGGCAGAUCGUGGACACUCUGCCGCACGUGGCCGCAGGCCUCAAGGACCCUGUUCCCAGCGGGUUUUCUGCAGGAGAAGUUUUGAUCCCCUUAGCUGAUGAAUAUGAUCCCAUGUUUCCUAACGAUUAUGAGAAAGUAGUGAAGCGCCAAAGAGAGGAGCGACAGAGGCAGCGGGAGCUGGAAAGACAGAAGGAAAUAGAAGAGAGAGAAAAGAGGCGUAAAGACAGACAUGAAGCUAGUGGGUUUUCCAGGCGACCCGAUCCAGAUUCUGAUGAAGAUGAAGAUUAUGAGCGAGAGAGGAGGAAAAGAAGUAUGGGCGGAGCUGCCAUUGCACCUCCCACGUCUCUUGUGGAGAAGGACAAAGAGUUACCCCGAGACUUCCCUUAUGAAGAGGAUUCACGACCUCGCUCACAGUCUUCCAAAGCUGCUAUCCCUCCCCCAGUGUACGAGGAACAAGACAGACCCCGAUCCCCGACCGGCCCUGGCAACUCCUUCCUCGCCAACAUGGGGGGCACGGUAGCACAUAAAAUCAUGCAGAAGUACGGCUUCCGGGAAGGCCAGGGUCUCGGGAAGCAUGAGCGGGGCCUGAGCACAGCGCUGUCGGUGGAGAAGACCAGCAAGCGGGGCGGCAAGAUCAUCAUGGGCGACGCCACCGAGAAAGACGCAGCCAAGAAGUCGGAUUCGAAUCCAUUAACUGAAAUACUUAAGUGUCCUACCAAAGUGGUCCUACUCAGGAACAUGGUUGGUGCAGGAGAGGUGGAUGAAGACUUGGAAGUAGAAACCAAGGAAGAGUGUGAAAAAUAUGGCAAAGUUGGAAAAUGUGUGAUAUUUGAAAUUCCUGGUGCCCCUGAUGAUGAAGCAGUACGAAUAUUUUUAGAAUUCGAGAGGGUUGAGUCAGCAAUUAAAGCUGUUGUUGAUCUGAACGGGAGGUAUUUUGGUGGACGGGUGGUCAAAGCAUGUUUCUACAAUUUGGAUAAAUUCAGGGUCCUGGAUUUGGCAGAACAAGUUUGAUUUUAAAAACUAGAGCCUGAGUCAUCUCCAGCGAUCCUUUGGCAAGCUGCAGAGUGAGCAGAGGAGAACAAGGCAUCAGGGGGGCCUUUCCUGGCUGUGGGUGCAGAGACUCUGUGAGGACUUCUAAGAUAUGUUGACUGAUCCCUUUUUUAUUUUGUGGUUUUUUUAAUAUAGUAUAAAAAUCCUUUUAAAAAAACAAACCAAAAAAAAAAAAAAAAAAACUGGAAUGAUGGAGGCAACUAGUGAAUAGUGGAAUUUUUGACAUUUCAAACAUUAGCAGAGAUUUAGAGAGACUGAGAAGAGCGUCUUCCUUCUCCCAGUCAGUGCAUGAUCACCUAUCUCAGCUUUUGAAAGAGUUUGAGCAUUACUUCCCAGCCAAAAAAAGAUUCCCGAACUGUGAAGGGAUGGAUCCAUGACCCACUUACAAGUAAGCCAGGUCAAUCAACACUGUCCAUGCUAGAAGAGGAUCAACUGCCUGCAAUCGCAAAUGAUGGUGGCCUUAAAAGUAUGUUUCUGACAACUUCAAAUCUCCUUAUGUUCUGGAUUAAAGUCAAGGGAAAAUAUUCUGAGAUUGCCACAAAAGCAAAGAAAAGCCUGCUUCCAUUUCCAACAUCCUCUUUGUGAAGCAAGUUUUCUGUAGUGACAGCAACCAAAACAAGAUUACAGAGUAGACUGGACAUAAGCAUCACACUUCAGGUGUCAAUGACUCUGAACACCCCCAGAUGGGACUGCCUAGUUGCAGGAAAACAAGCUCAGGGCUCCCACGAAUUCUACAUUAUGCUGAGAUGUUUAACUAUUUCAUUAUAUAUCACAAUGUAAUAAUAACAGUAAUAAGGUGCACAAUAAAUCUAAUGCUCUUGAAUCAUCCCAAAACCAUCCCUCCCCACCCAACUCCAUG